CAAGCGUACAUUUUUUAAAACAACACAAUGUCGUUUGCAAAACGCGCUCAAAAUCAAUUCAUUUUAAUUUUGUUUCUGUUCAGACGCAACCCGUUCGAAAAUGUCUACGGUUUUUAAAUUGGAAUGAAAUUAAAAAAAAAAAAAUUUGUUGCCAAGACGUGUGGAUAUUUUAAUUACUUAUUUUCUGACAUUUCGGCUUUUUAAAUAGAAGAAAAUGACGUUUCACAGGAAUAUUCCAGUAGACUACAAUGUUUUUUAUUUCUCGUUUCAUUUCAUUUAUUUUGCUAAAUGAAAAAAUGAUUUAAUUUAUUCUUCAUUCCCCAACUUUUUUCUAAAUUGUCCAUAAAUACAUGCAAACAAUUUGGACUCAGCAUUUCCGACGAGGAAAUCAUUAGUCAAGCCGAUCGAUGUUAAAUAAAAACAUAUGCUUAUUUAAGCAGUUUUUUUUUCUUCUUCGCUGUAUGUGUAUGUGCGGUGCUAAUGUGUGAAGAAGAGAAAAAAAUUCUUUAGAAACGAAGACACAGUAAAAUAACAACACAAGCCAACCACACAUGCUUCAAUGAAUAUGUGUUUUACAACUGUUGUUUAUCUGAAAAGGAUGCUUGGGCCGAUUUUAUCGUCUCAUUUCCAUCUUCAGUAUAUUUUAUUCAUUCAGAAUUUCAAAUUGCGAUAAAAUUAUUCUUGACCGAUAAACUGAGUUAGUUACUACAUUCGGUCCGACUAACAAAAACCGAAAUAAUCAUUUGCAAGUCAUUUGAAGCGUACUAUUUGCUGCAUAUUGUGAUCAGCCACGAAAGAUUGAAGAUCGAAUUUUGUGACGCGCUUGAAGAAAGAAAAUCAGUAAAAACAUGCAGACAAGACGCUGGAAUAAACGCCAUCUAAGCAUAUUAGGCAUUGGCUUAUUAGUUGUUUACUUCAUUUUUUCGGCUAGCCGUAAUACAUACGAAUCGGAUGUCAUCAUCCGAAAUACAAAACCCGAAUUGGUUUGGGAAUAUGUGGCUGAUUUUCACAAGAUGCACCUACUUAAUCCAACCAUAUUGGGUUUCAAGAUCACAAAAGAUGAAGGCAACUUCAACCACUGGAAGUAUUCCGUGGAAUACACGGAAAAACUUUCACAUUGGCCAUACUGGAUAAAUGUGGCUGAGGCAGAGUUUGAAGUGAAAAAAUUGCAUCAAGACGAACGUGGACAAUAUUCGGUUUCAUCUGAUCAUCGAACAUGCUUCUUUGGUGGUUUAUACUGCUUGUAUUCAACGGGUGAAUUCCUCUUCGCGGGCAUGGGUGCCGAUACUUACGUCAUUGAAAUGGUUAGCUAUCAGUGUCCACCAUUAUUCGGUCCAGUUUGCCGGCGUGAAGUGGAGUUUCAGCGCAAAGCAAUCAUGCGAAAUUUAUCGGCUCAUUUCAACAAGAAUUAACAACAACAAAACACAGAGAAAAAACCAUGUACUUCAAUAUAAAAAAAAGUCAUAAAUAUAUUUCCAUUUACAAAAAUACUUGGUUUU
This is a messenger RNA of Sitodiplosis mosellana (orange wheat blossom midge), 1499 nucleotides long. RefSeq lists its product as uncharacterized. The coding region runs from base 849 to 1412 and encodes 187 amino acids. Lineage: Eukaryota; Metazoa; Arthropoda; Insecta; Diptera; Cecidomyiidae. The record is from RefSeq and is a predicted model, not a curated record. The transcript has 3 exons.